Messenger RNA from Triticum dicoccoides, 2048 nucleotides. Its product is annotated as sulfite exporter TauE/SafE family protein 4-like. Gene Ontology annotation, cellular component: membrane; Cul4A-RING E3 ubiquitin ligase complex. The record is from RefSeq and is a predicted model, not a curated record. The transcript is spliced from 12 exons. NCBI's taxonomy places the organism in Eukaryota, Viridiplantae, Streptophyta, Magnoliopsida, Poales, Poaceae. The coding region runs from base 166 to 1587 and encodes 473 amino acids. Gene Ontology annotation, biological process: protein ubiquitination.
CCCCGCCCCGAUCCCAUCCCGCCUAUAAGAUCGCCAGGCGGAGGCUAGCGCACGCCAUUUCCUUCCCACCUCCCCUCUCGCCGCCCGCCGCGCCGUGGUGCUCCUCGCCAGCGGAACGCAGCCGUGCAGCGAUUUGCUUCGCGCCGCCAGUUAUCUAGUGGUUGCAUGGCGUCCACGCCCGCGGGCCUCUACGGCCGCCUGAACAGGACGAGCACGCGCGCGUUCCUCGCCUACGUCGCCGCCGGGGCCGCCUGCGCCGCCGUGCUCGCCUGCUUCGUCGUCUCCUCCGCCGACCCCGCCGCCGCGCCCAAUGGCGCGCCCCGCCUCUCAUCGCGCUCCGCGCGCGUCUGGCCCGAUCUCGAGUUCAACUGGCGGCUGGUGGUGGCCACCGUCGUCGGCUUCCUCGGCUCCGCGUUCGGCACCGUCGGCGGCGUGGGCGGCGGCGGCAUCUUCGUGCCCCUGCUCAACCUCGUCCUCGGCUUCGACACAAAGUCCGCCGCCGCGCUCUCCAAAUGCAUGAUCAUGGGGGCGUCCGCGUCGUCGGUCUGGUACAACCUGCAGGUGUCGCACCCGACCAAGGAGGCGCCGGUGCUCGACUACAAGCUCGCGCUGCUCUUCCAGCCCAUGCUCAUGCUCGGGAUCACCAUCGGCGUCGAGCUCAGCGUCGUCUUCCCCUACUGGCUCAUCACCGUCCUCAUCAUCAUCCUCUUCGUAGGUACUUCCUUGCGAUCGUUCUACAAAGGCAUCCUCAUGUGGAGGGAGGAGACAAGGAUCCUGAUGGAGACCAGGGAGCGAGAAGCCCAGUCCAAGUCUUCUAGUGCCACCAGCGAUGUGGUUCUUGACGCGAGUUAUGCGGAGCCUCUCCUGCCUCAAUCUAAGCCCAUUGAGAAGUCUGGCUUGGAGACUUUGAUGUUCAAUUUGAGGUGGAAGCAUAUCCUAGUGCUACUGGCUGUUUGGUCAUCUUUCUUGGUGCUGCAAAUCCUUAAGAACAACUCCAAAACAUGCAGCACUUUCUACUGGGUGAUCAAUAUCCUGCAGGUCCCAGCUGCAGUAAGUGUUUUCGUGUGGAAAGCGGUUCAGCUGUGCAGGGAGAGCCGUGCUAGACGCAUGAAUGGUAACCUGGAGUGUGUCUGUGAGGCCAAUAUUGAGUGGUCACCGACGCAGCUCAUCUUCUGCGCCUUCUGCGGCCUCCUGGGCGGUACAGUCGGUGGUCUUCUUGGGUCUGGAGGGGGUUUCAUCCUCGGCCCACUACUUCUUGAGCUAGGGUGCAUCCCUCAGGUUGCAAGUGCAACAGCAACAUUUGUGAUGAUGUUCUCCUCGUCCCUGUCUGUGGUCGAGUUCUACUUUCUGGGCAGGUUCCCAAUUCCUUAUGCUCUGUACUUGAUCUUCAUUUCCAUACUGGCUGGAUUCUGGGGCCAGUGCUUGGUCCGGAAGAUCGUGCAUGUGCUCAAGAGAGCGUCGCUGAUCGUCUUCAUCCUCUCCUCCGUCAUCUUCGCCAGUGCUCUUACCAUGGGUGUUGUCGGGACCGAGAAGAGCAUCUCGAUGAUCAACAAGCACGAAUACAUGGGGUUCCUCAGCUUCUGCUGAGUGAGCAAACCAAGCAGGCGACCGCCAGACCGGGGGAGAACCCAGGCCAAUACCUAAUUGACCUCACCUCUCCCCAGUCCACUUGAGUGCAAGGAUGAAAUAAAAGAAGCCGUGACGCGUGCCCGUCGUUAGCUCCUCGCUAACCUGCCCGGCCAAGGAAAUUCUUCUAGUAGCAGCAGUCGGUGAUUCGCGCGUUAGCUCCUGGCUAACGCGCACAUAGUGUCAUGGUCUUGUGGCGCGGCGUCGUGCCGUAUGCUGGAUGUUCUUUUUGUUGGGUCAUGUGCUGGUUAGCUCCUGGUUAACCUGCAGUGAAGCAUUCGUCGUAGGGUUUACGCCGAUUCAUUCAUGCGCUAGCUAGCUCUUGGCUGGCUACCGUGCAAACGUUGGUUGUAUUGGAUGAUGUAAAUAUAUCAGCCGGCCAAUUGGUUGCUGAUUUGUCUAUAUAGCUUGCUUUGCUCCUA